GGGCGCGGCCACCGCUUCCGCCGAGGGCGGUGCGGCGCGUGCGCGGCCGGGCGCGGGCGCCGGCCGGUGGGUGCCAUGGUCUUCCUCGGCGCGCCGCUGUGGCUGCGGAGCCGCCUCACUGACCGCUACUGGCGGGUCCGGGAGGUGCUGCAGCACGCGCGGCACUUUCGGGGAAGGAAGAAUCGGUGCUACCGGCUGGCGGUCAGAGCGGUGACCAGAGCGUUUGUGAAAUGCACGAAAGCGCGAAGACUGAAGAAGCGGAACAUGAGGACACUUUGGAUUAAUCGAAUUACAGCUGCCUCCCAGGAACAUGGCCUGAAGUACCCAGCAUUCAUUGUCAAUUUAAUUAAGUGCCAGGUGGAGCUCAACAGGAAAGUGCUCGCGGAUCUAGCCGUCUAUGAACCAAAGACUUUUAAAUCUUUGGCUGCUUUGGCCAAAAGGAGGCGACAGGAAGGAUUUGCUGCUGCCCUGGGGGAUGGGAAAGAGCCCGAAGGCGUAUUUUCCAGAGUGGUGCAGGAUUGCUGAGCGGGAUUCCGACAUGCAUGCUUUCUGCAUGCUCUUUGUAGCGGAGUGUCUUAGGAAAAGGUUUUUCCCCCUGAUGAUCACAGCAGCUAAAAUAGGAGCUAAAAACUACUUGUCAACAGUGUGUGAUCAGCAAUUAUAUUAAUUUGCAUUUUAGUAAAAGGCGUGUAAGGCCUCUUCUUCCCUCAUUGAGACAGAUAAAUAAAGCUUGUGUGGUGUGGUGUUCA
Messenger RNA from Felis catus (domestic cat), 749 nucleotides. It is a transcript of the gene MRPL20, whose product is annotated as mitochondrial ribosomal protein L20. Gene Ontology annotation, molecular function: rRNA binding; structural constituent of ribosome. The record is from RefSeq and is a predicted model, not a curated record. The transcript has 4 exons. Gene Ontology annotation, cellular component: ribosome. Lineage: Eukaryota; Metazoa; Chordata; Mammalia; Carnivora; Felidae. The coding region runs from base 76 to 525 and encodes 149 amino acids. Gene Ontology annotation, biological process: translation; ribosomal large subunit assembly.